Molecule: messenger RNA, 2690 nt
Organism: Drosophila santomea
Lineage: Eukaryota; Metazoa; Arthropoda; Insecta; Diptera; Drosophilidae
Gene: Dmtn
Product: transmembrane and coiled-coil domains protein 2
Exons: 10
Coding region: 549-2564 (671 amino acids)
Cellular component (GO): endomembrane system
Source: RefSeq, a predicted model, not a curated record
CACACUUACUUUGUGUUGAUUUUUAGCGGCGGUUGGUCGUGUGGAUACGUCGGAGCAAAGACGAAGACGAAGGCGAAGAGCAGGCGAGCCGUCAACUCAAACAAAAAAAAUAAAGUGCAGCAACUGGCAGUGGACAAGUUGAAAGGGCAGCCAAUUAAAUGUAAGAAGCGACGUCCGCUGUUUAACAACAAGUAUCGUUGAUUGUCCAGCAAAAUAACAGUACUUUUCGCGAGGUGCGCAGAGCGAAAGAAAAAUCAAAGAGGAAAAUCUAAUACACAAAAAGUGAAGAGCCAAAUUGUUGUUAACAGAGUGUGUGCGUGUUUGUGUGUGCUGAGUGCGGUAGUGUUGUUUUAUUGGUGAGAGAGAAAAUCGGAAAAAGGGCGUCGCAGUUUGAAAAUUGAUGUGUGCAUAAAAGUCAAGCGUUGCAGCAGCCAAGAAAGCGAAAAGAGAAAGAGUGGCAGAGAGGCUGAGAGAGAGAGCGGGUGCACCUCCAUAACUGUUGUUGCAAAGGCAGCGAAAUCGUCGUCAUUGAAUGGCAGGCAGCAAUAAUGGACUCGACGCCUAAUGCGGCGGCCCCUAAUCCGAACCAGAAUCGUGACUUCCUAACGCUGAAGCCACUGCGUCCAUCCCGCGGUUCCAGCUCGAAUCUGCGCGCCAGUCGCUCACCCUCUGCCAGCCGCAGCACCGAGCAAAUGUCCCGGGAGCGAGCCAGCGAGGCAGCGGCAGCCACUCAGACAGCAGCAGCCACAGCGGGAGGAGCAACUGCCCACUCAGCCGGCGGAACUGGUGGAGGAACCGCAGCGGCAACGACAACGGCCGGUGCGACCACGUCCGGAUCCGGAGGAGCCUCCGCGAACACGAACAGCAAUUCCUCGGCCUCAUCCAGCACAGUGGCAGCUGCACAGGCGGCUGUCUACAGCGGCGGCAACACGGUGACCGGUAGUUUGGGCAGCGCCGGGGUGGUGGCUCGUGGCUUCCGCAGCCACAGUCCUACCCAUCGGCGGAGGAGUCGCGAGCGACAACGACGCACGCAUGGCUCUGACCAGGGUGGUCUGCUGGCCUACAGCGGUCUCGUUGGCGUCAACGACAUGUCGGAUUUCUUGGGUCCACAACAGGGUGGUGGAGGAGGCGGCGGCGGUGGAAGCGCCGGCACGGGCAGCGGUCUGGAGGAUUCCCGGCUGUCCGGUAACGAGGACUACUACUCGUCCUUUGUCUCAGACGAGUUCGACAACAGCAAGAAAGUCCAUCGGCGCUGCCACGAACGCAGCUCCAGCGUCCAGGCCAUCGACCGUUUAAACACGAAGAUCCAAUGCACCAAGGAGUCCAUCCGACAGGAGCAAACUGCCAGAGACGAUAAUGUCAACGAGUAUCUGAAGUUGGCAGCCAGUGCAGACAAGCAGCAGCUGCAGCGCAUCAAGGCUGUCUUUGAGAAGAAGAACCAGAAAAGCGCACACAAUAUCUCGCAACUGCAGAAAAAGCUGGACAACUACACAAAGCGAGCCAAGGAUUUGCAGAAUCACCAAUUCCACACGAAGAGCCAGCACCGUCAGCCGCGCGAGGUGCUGCGUGAUGUUGGCCAGGGUCUUCGCAAUGUGGGAGGCAACAUCCGCGAUGGGAUCACCGGUUUCUCCGGGUCGGUGAUGUCCAAGCCACGGGAGUUUGCGCACCUGAUCAAGAACAAGUUUGGCAGCGCCGACAACAUCAACCAGAUGAGCGAAGCCGAGCUACAGGGCAUGCAAUCUACCAAUACCGAUGUUUUGGCCAGCGAGCGUUUGCAGCAAGUGCCUGGAGCCGGAACCUCGACGGGUUCGGGUGGCGGCGGCCAGAACAACAACACCGGAACGGGAAGCGGUACGGGAAAAUUCAACAGUGACAAUGGCAGCGAAUGCAGCAGCGUAACUAGCGAAAGUAUACCGGGAGGGUCUGGUAAAAGCCAGUCGGGCGCCAGCCAGUAUCACAUAGUGCUGAAGACAUUGCUAACUGAGCUGGCCGAGCGAAAGGCCGAGAACGAGAAGCUCAAGGAGCGAAUCGAACGACUCGAGACGAGCCAAAAGGAAUUCAACAAUCUGACCGCCACACUCGAAAGUGAACGCUAUCGUGCCGAGGGACUCGAGGAGCAAAUCAAUGACUUGACGGAAUUACAUCAGAAUGAAAUUGAGAAUCUGAAGCAAACGAUUGCCGACAUGGAGGAGAAAGUACAAUACCAAAGCGAUGAAAGACUACGUGACGUCAAUGAAGUGCUCGAGAACUGUCAAACAAGGAUAUCAAAAAUGGAGCACAUGUCGCAGCAACAAUAUGUCACCGUCGAGGGCAUUGACAAUUCGAAUGCGCGGGCUUUGGUUGUGAAACUCAUCAAUGUGGUAUUAACGAUACUGCAAGUGGUGCUCCUGCUUGUGGCCACCGCUGCAGGCAUCAUAAUGCCUUUUCUCAAAACGAGGGUUCGCGUUCUCACAACAUUUUUGUCUAUUUGUUUCGUCAUCUUUGUAAUAAGACAAUGGCCGGAUGUUCAGGACAUUGGGUCCGGGCUGGUGCGGCAUCUCAAGCAAUCGCUGGUGGUCAAGUAAACUACGUAAGCUUGGGAGCCACCUUCUCAUCUACCGGGUAGUUAACACGUUCUUUAGUUAUACUAAGUUCUAAAGUGCAUAUGUUGUAUAUAGCUUAUCGAUAACGAUUAUAACAAUAAUUUUUAA